AUGGUCAAGGUGGUGAUUCUCGGAGCCGCAGGCUUCCUGGGCCGCCGCCUGGCAACGCUCCUGGACAAGUCCGACAUCGCGGGGCAGGAGGUGACCCAGCUCCACCUCGUUGACGUGGCUGAGCCGGACUUUGCGGUAGCCACGCCCGCCACCCGGGCGGCCGUGGACCUCGGCGAUGCGUCCGCAAUGGCGGUGGCCAUCCCCGACGACGCCGACGUAGUCUUCCACCUCGCAGCGGUCGUGUCGUCCCAAGCAGAGGAGGACUUCGACCUCGGGAUGCGCGCGAACCUCCUCGGCGUCAUGCACGUCCUGGAGCGCUGCCGCACCCUCGCCGCCGCCCGCAGCGCCCCGCCCGUCCUCGUCUUCACCUCCAGCGUCGCCAUCUACGGCGCCGUCGCCGACCUCGCGCCCGGCCAGCCCGUCCCGGAGUCCCAGGCCCCCGUCCCGGCCUCGUCCUACGGCGCCCAGAAGGCCAUCGGGGAACUGCUCGUCCACGACUACUCCCGCAAGGGCUUCGUCGACGGACGCGUGUGCCGCCUCCCGACCGUCUCCGUGCGCCCCGGGCGCCCCAACCGCGCCGCCAGCUCCUUUGCGUCAGGUAUAAUCCGGGAGCCCAUGUCCGGGGAGACCGCGGUGUGUCCCGUGACGCCGGAGACGGCGAUCUGGGUGAGCUCGCCGCACGUGGCGGUGCGGAACCUCGCGCACGCGGCAGGGCUGACGUCCGCGGCGCUCGGCGGCGGCCGCGCGUUCUCGCUGCCGGGGAUCAGCGUCACCGCGGGGGAGAUGGUGGCGUGUCUGGAGCGCGUGGCGGGGGCGGAGGCCGCGGGGCGCGUGGCGUGGGAGCCCGACGCGGAGAUCCAGCGCAUCGUGGGGAGCUGGCCCGCGGCGCUCGACUGCGCGCGCGCGGUGCGCGCCGGGUUUGCGCAGGACGCGUCGUUCGAGGACUGCGUGCGAGAGUUCAAGCGCGAGCUGGACGCGAGCCGGUAG
Molecule: messenger RNA, 987 nt
Organism: Pedinophyceae sp. YPF-701
Lineage: Eukaryota; Viridiplantae; Chlorophyta; Pedinophyceae
Source: the annotation of a GenBank genome assembly